Ceratitis capitata (Mediterranean fruit fly) is the source of this 948-nucleotide messenger RNA. It is a transcript of the gene BORCS7, whose product is annotated as BLOC-1-related complex subunit 7. The transcript has 3 exons. The coding region runs from base 177 to 494 and encodes 105 amino acids. Gene Ontology annotation, cellular component: BORC complex. Lineage: Eukaryota; Metazoa; Arthropoda; Insecta; Diptera; Tephritidae. The record is from RefSeq and is a predicted model, not a curated record.
GGUCAUUUGACAAUCGACUAAAAAUUUGCAAAAAUAUAAACAAAGCUCUAAAUAUUUAGCUGAAAAUUAAAAAAUACACAAACUUUCCUAACAAAUAUAAACGCCAAGCGCUUAACACAAAUAGAACGCAUUCCGGUCUGCUUAGAAUAUUUUACAACAAUAUUUGUUUUAUCACUAUGGCAUCAGCAUCUAGCAGCUCAGCUCGUCAUCUUUUUAGUGAUAGCAAAAAACGUCUUUGUGACCGUGUUGGGGUGAAUGUGAAUAACUUGGGUUCUGUGGCACGGCAAAUAGUGCGCGGCUCCAAAUCCAAUGAGAUACUUGGCCAAAGUAUUAAAAAUUUUACACAAGUGGACAUUGUAUCGGAUUAUAGCAGUCAGAAUUUGCAUAAAAUGCAAUUAAUAUUGCAACACGUCGAUUAUCAACACGAAAUCAUGCUCGAUAGCGUUAAUCAUAUGGAUUAUCUGAAGGAUCAAGUGACGGCUAUGGAAAGAUGAUUAGAAGAGAGUGGCUGUAGAAAUUAGACAUGUGUGUGUGUGAAGUUUUCUACGCCAAAUUGUUUCACUUAAAUAUGAGUUGAAUUAUGCCUAAAUUUUAAAUAAUUGUUUAUUUUUUAAUGAUAAAAUUUUAAGCAUAAUAAGAUUAUUUUGAGUCGAUACUCUAAAGGAUAUUAUUAGUUUGUAUGUAACUACAAUGAAAUUAGUGUAUAUCACAUAUUAUUUUAUACUAAGUCGGUAAUUAGUUAUUCCAGUUUUAAUUCAUUCAUGUAUUUUAGAAAAUACCAUUAUAAGCUUAGUAUUAUAUAAUUUAAUAUUAUAUUUAAUACUUAAUCAUUAAUUUUAUUUAAUAGUUACUUUAAUUUUUGAAUGUUUAAAUAUACUGUUGUUUAGGACCACUUAGAUAUUGCUUGCACAUGCUUUUGUAAAUAAAAAAGGGCUUACCUUUAUAUCA